AAGGCCGCUCCGCGCGCUCUCCCGCAAGAAGCUGAGGAUCUCUUGUGGGUUGCUUUUCUAGACUACCGGGUCCCAAGAUCGCCAGGUUGUGGAGGUCCGGCGGGAGACGCAUAGUCACAGCAAGCCCGUUCCCCGCCUCGCAGCAAGCACAGCUAGAGCCUCGAGCGCACCGCGGCCAUGGAGCCCAGCAGCAAGAAGGUGACGGGCCGCCUCAUGCUGGCCGUGGGAGGGGCAGUGCUCGGAUCCCUGCAGUUUGGCUAUAACACUGGUGUUAUCAACGCCCCUCAGAAGGUAAUUGAGGACUUCUACAACAAGACAUGGGUCGACCGCUACGGAGAGCCCAUCCUGGCCACCACACUCACCACACUCUGGUCCCUCUCGGUGGCCAUCUUCUCCGUCGGGGGCAUGAUUGGUUCCUUCUCUGUGGGUCUCUUCGUUAAUCGCUUCGGCAGGCGGAACUCCAUGCUGAUGAUGAACCUGUUGGCCUUUGUGUCUGCUGUGCUCAUGGGCUUCUCCAAGCUGGGCAAGUCUUUUGAGAUGCUGAUCCUGGGCCGCUUCAUCAUUGGAGUGUACUGUGGCCUGACCACUGGCUUUGUGCCCAUGUAUGUGGGAGAGGUGUCACCCACAGCUCUUCGUGGAGCCCUUGGCACUCUGCACCAGCUGGGCAUCGUCGUUGGCAUCCUCAUUGCCCAGGUAUUUGGCCUAGACUCCAUCAUGGGCAAUGAAACCUUGUGGCCCCUGCUGCUCAGUGUCAUCUUCGCCCCAGCCCUGCUGCAGUGUAUCCUGCUGCCCUUCUGCCCCGAGAGCCCCCGCUUCCUGCUCAUCAAUCGGAACGAGGAGAACCGGGCCAAGAGUGUGCUGAAGAAGCUCCGAGGGACAGCCGACGUGACCCGGGACCUGCAGGAGAUGAAAGAAGAAGGCCGACAGAUGAUGCGGGAGAAGAAGGUCACCAUCCUAGAGCUCUUCCGCUCCUCCACCUACCACCAGCCCAUCCUCAUCGCUGUGGUGCUGCAGCUGUCCCAGCAGCUGUCGGGCAUCAACGCCGUGUUCUAUUACUCGACCAGCAUCUUCGAGAAGGCAGGCGUGCAGCAGCCUGUGUACGCCACCAUCGGCUCAGGGAUCGUCAACACGGCCUUCACUGUGGUGUCGCUGUUCGUGGUGGAGCGAGCUGGACGGCGGACCCUGCACCUCAUUGGCCUUGCUGGUAUGGCAGGCUGUGCUGUCCUCAUGACCAUCGCUCUGGCUUUGCUGGAACAGCUGCGCUGGAUGUCCUAUCUGAGCAUCGUGGCCAUCUUUGGCUUUGUGGCCUUCUUUGAAGUAGGCCCUGGUCCCAUCCCAUGGUUCAUUGUGGCUGAGCUGUUCAGCCAAGGGCCCCGUCCUGCUGCUGUGGCUGUGGCCGGCUUCUCCAACUGGACCUCCAAUUUCAUUGUGGGCAUGUGCUUCCAGUAUGUGGAGGAACUGUGCGGCCCCUACGUCUUCAUCAUCUUCACGGUGCUCCUCGUGCUCUUCUUCAUCUUCACCUACUUCAAAGUUCCUGAGACCAAAGGCCGGACCUUUGAUGAGAUCGCGUCUGGCUUCCGCCAGGGAGGUGCCAGCCAAAGUGACAAGACCCCUGAGGAGCUCUUCCACCCUCUGGGGGCCGACUCCCAAGUGUGAGGAGCCCCACACCCAGCCCGGCCUGCUCCCAGCAGCCCCAAGGAUCUCUCUGGAACACAGGCAGCUAGACGAGGCCUCUUCCAAACUUGACAGAUCUCAGGCGAGCCGGGCCUGGGUGCCUUUCUUCAGCCAGCAGUGAAGUCCAGAAGAAUAUUCAGGACUCUGGCUCUAGAAUUUUUAAUGAAAGCAAGACUGUUGCUCAGAUCUAUUAAGAUAAGCAACAGGUUUUAUAAUUUUUUUUAUUACCGAUUUUGUUAUUAUUUUUUUUUUAUCAGCCACCCUCC
This is a messenger RNA of Acomys russatus (golden spiny mouse), 1940 nucleotides long. It is a transcript of the gene Slc2a1, whose product is annotated as solute carrier family 2 member 1. The record is from RefSeq and is a predicted model, not a curated record. Gene Ontology annotation, cellular component: apical plasma membrane; basolateral plasma membrane. The transcript is spliced from 10 exons. Gene Ontology annotation, biological process: D-glucose transmembrane transport; response to insulin. The coding region runs from base 178 to 1656 and encodes 492 amino acids. Lineage: Eukaryota; Metazoa; Chordata; Mammalia; Rodentia; Muridae.